Messenger RNA from Prunus armeniaca (apricot), 360 nucleotides. The record is from the annotation of a GenBank genome assembly. Lineage: Eukaryota; Viridiplantae; Streptophyta; Magnoliopsida; Rosales; Rosaceae.
AUGAGUAUGUGUUCUAGACAGAAAGUUCCGUUAGCUAAAGGAGAUUUAAAGAAGGAGCAUUGGCCCAAGAAUAAAGAAGAAGAAGAUGAGAUGAGGAACAAGCCAGACGCUUCUCUAGUUGGAAGCAUUAUGUAUGCACAAGUGUGUACAAAGCCAGACCUAGCCUUGUGCAUUAGCGAGAUGGGAAGAUUUCAGUCAAAUCCAGGAAUGCAACAUUGGAUAGCUGGAAAGAAGGUUUUGAGGUACCUACAGAGAACAAAGGCUUAUAUGUUGAUUUACAGACGCACAGAAAAUUUAGAGCUUGUUGGUUAUGCUGAUGCGAAUCUUGGAAAAGCAGAGGAUGAUUACAUCUCUACUUAA